Meleagris gallopavo (turkey) is the source of this 3366-nucleotide messenger RNA. The record is from RefSeq and is a predicted model, not a curated record. Lineage: Eukaryota; Metazoa; Chordata; Aves; Galliformes; Phasianidae.
GAUGUCGCCAUGCAGCACUAUGGGGUGAACGGAUACUCCCUGCAUGCCAUGAACUCACUGAGCGCCAUGUACAACCUGCACCAGCAGGCAGCCCAGCAAGCACAGCACGCGCCCGACUAUCGGCCCUCGGUGCACGCCCUCACCCUGGCAGAGAGACUGGCCGGCUGUACAUUUCAAGACAUCAUUUUGGAGGCACGUUAUGGGUCCCAGCACCGCAAACAAAGGCGAAGUCGCACGGCCUUCACUGCCCAACAGCUGGAGGCACUGGAGAAGACCUUCCAGAAGACACACUAUCCAGAUGUAGUGAUGAGAGAGCGGCUGGCUAUGUGCACAAAUCUGCCUGAAGCCAGAGUCCAGGUUUGGUUCAAGAACCGAAGGGCCAAAUUCCGGAAGAAGCAGCGUAGCCUGCAGAAGGAGCAGCUGCAGAAGCAGAAGGACUGUGAAGGCAGCCACAGUGAGGGGAAGACAGAACCACCGGUGCUGGAGACCCAGUCCACAAUACCUGACUCUGAGAAGACCCAGAGCCUCCCAAGUGAGGUGAGCACGGACCUCAACCUAACCCUGUCGGAGCAGUCAGCCAGUGAGUCAGCACCCGAGGACCAGACUGACAGAGAGGAGGAGUUUAAGAGCACCUUGGAUGAGGCUAAAGUGGACAAGAGCCCUGGUGUGGAUGGCAAGGCUUUGAACUGCAAGAGAGCAAGCCCAAAAGCAGAGUCUCCCAUCAGCGCGACUGUGACUCCUUCGUCCAGCAGUGGCCUGGCUCAAACUCACUCCUACUCCUCCUCACCCCUGAGCCUCUUCCGCCUGCAGGAGCAGUUCCGCCAGCACAUGGCAGCUACCAACAACUUGGUCCAUUACUCCUCCUUCGAAAUGGGGACACCGUCUGCCAUGCCCUACUUGGGCAUGAAUGUCAACAUGGCGCCUCUGAGCUCCCUGCACUGUCAGUCGUACUACCAAUCGCUCUCCCAUGCUCAGCAGGUCUGGUCCUCACCCAUCCUGCAGGCCUCCAGCUCUCUUCCAAGCCUGAACAGUAAAACAACAAGUAUUGAGAACCUAAGGCUCCGGGCAAAGCAGCAUGCAGCAUCCCUUGGGCUUGAUACCCUACCCAACUGACUGCCAGAUGGGCAACCAUUGCCCAUAAGAAGAUGCACCAGAGGUUGGCACCAGACAUGUCACUCCUGGAAUCCCUUCCACCCUCAUCUCUUCCUGGAGUAAGGUGCUCCCUACCAGGGAAAACUUUGCAUUUAUUAAGGUCUUACUUGCAACACAAUUGCAUCAGACAUUGCUACUGGCUUGGUCUUCUUUAAAUAUUAAAGGAGGAAGGGGGAGAAGAUGUGUGUUUAGACAGAUGAACUGUCCCUUUGGACUGCUGUGAGUUAAGCCUGUAACAUUCAGAAAGAGCCCCCUCACCUCAACCCUGCGAUAAUGUGCCAACUGUGUUAUAUACACCCUCUUUUGUUGUCGAUGCAUUCUUUGGGAAAACAAAGAGUCCUGCUUUGUCUUGUACAUAGUUUAUAAUGUUGAAAGCAUCCACCACCCGUGUGUUACUGUCAGUGUUACAGAACUGUGGCCUCUUUUGCUUUUAUUCCCCUUUCUCUCUCAGUUUUGGUAGCUAGUUCCAAAGUCACAAAUCAGCCACGCUCCCAACCUCAGCUCGCAGCUAGUUGCUCUUCUUGGGUUCAGAGUCUUAAUGGUGCUUAGAGCAAAGAAAAACCAUUAUGCAAUUCACUGCUCCAUUUCGCUCUUCUCUGCUAAAGCUGAUAUUAUAGUGGCCAGGAAAUGAUGCAACGGCGAAUUUCCUGUUUAAGCACUUCCAAAAAGGCAAGCGUUUUUUCCUUUACUGUCUAAUAGCACUUGUUCACAGACAGAGGACAAAAUACUGGCCAAAUGCUGCUGGCUGGGGAGAAAAAAUGAAAGCCAAAUCCACGUGAUUACUUUUGACUUGAUUGUUUCCUUUUUGGUCUUCAGUGAAGUGUAAACUCCCCUAUUUACAAAUUAUGGGGUUUUCUUUUUGGAGAGCAUUUUGGUCUAGCUUUGACAAUAGAGAACAAUAAAAAUUUUGUAUGAACUCCCACUGUGUUCAUACACCAUGAAUUAUAUGGUUCCUCGACAAAACCACGAUUAAUGCAAGCUGUUCUUAGAAAAAUGCUCCGAUCACCAAAUUCUACUCAAGCUGUGCAGCUUCAGACCCCGGUUAGCAAGUGAGAAUGUAACAAGUGAAAAAUGCUGGAGGCCAAGCGAGGUGAUAAUCGGAGGCUCAAUGUCCUCAAGUAACCAAAACUCACCAACUACAAAGUGAUUUCAGUCCACAGUUUUGGCCUUAUUUCUCUGGAAUGACCCUUCAUUUUAGUAAUCUACCCAGAGUGUUUUUCCUUCUUGAGAAGCAACAUCUCUGCCAACCCAAAGGACUUCUUUUUUUUUUUUUUUUCCCCCCAAACCAAAUAAAUCCUUUGAACUCACCGCACCAAGCAGAAAGGAGGGAGGAAACCCAGAUCUAAUCUAAUAUUGCCUAGGACCAGAAAUGCAGACUGGCUCUGUGACAGGUGCUAGGUUGGAAUCCAAAGGGUGUCAGCCAGAUCUGCCACUAACAUGAAGCAGAGCUGGGCUAAUUCACUGCAGGCCAUCAUCUGGUCCCUACUUGAUUUAAAGAAGAAAUGUAGAGGCAACGUGUGCAUAGCCUACACACCCUCUUGCUACUGCCUUACUUCAUACUAAUGCAGAAACCGUGGGUUGAGUUACCUCUUUAAACACGAGGGGGAAAGAGAAGGAGUGUUUUCAACUCCAAUAAUACAUCUUAAAAAAGCAUCUAAAUCCCUUAAACUGAGACAUAAGAAUAGCCAAAUUUGGUGGGAAAUGAUGCUCUUAAAAUUGUCGCAAGAAAGGGAAGGGCAGCUCAUCGACCGCACAAACUUCCAAGGUAAAUGGAACAUCUUCCCUAAAUAGUUCUGCUUCAUUUUGGGGCUUUGUUUCCUUCUUCAGCUUUCCUGACUUUGUCCAAUCCCUGCAGAAUUCUAUGCUUUGCCAAAACCAAAUGUACUUGUAAGUCAUCAAUUUUUGGCUGCCACUUUCAAAGGACUCCAAUUAAAUUAAAACCACCAAAGCACAUUUACUGUCUCCAGACAGAUCCCUUGAACAUCCCAGCUUUCACUUCGGUAGCACUGGGCGCCUGUCAACCAAACCAGGGACAUCAGAACAAAGCUUUCAUUUUUGUCCUCCCCUUCUCCAAAAAGCCAUAAGCCCCCCUUUUUGUCACCGGGGCAGAUGCAGCCUUUCCAUGGGAUCUCCCUGCUCAUCUGCCUCCAUCUGUUGUAGCCACAUCAUUUCUUAUGUUGAGAUUAUUCUGAAUUGGGAUUAAAUUGCCUAAUA